Hymenoscyphus albidus is the source of this 4679-nucleotide messenger RNA. The record is from the annotation of a GenBank genome assembly. NCBI's taxonomy places the organism in Eukaryota, Fungi, Ascomycota, Leotiomycetes, Helotiales, Helotiaceae.
UCUAUUGAGAAUGGUCAAGCAAAAGUCACAUUAGACGGGCAGACAUUGCUCACAUGUGCUACAUUAUACCCUCUACUCACAUCUCCGCUCGUCCUUGAUAUACAUAAUUAUCACUCGCCCCAUCCAUGAUUGUAAUUUCCCAAUACUCGUACCUGCACUGCACACCCAAUCCCGACCUAUAUUUUGCCAACCCUUUCCCUCCGAGGCCCCUCUGAGCAUGCGCGGGCAACGAUAGCUUGCCAACGCGUCCAGCAACGCAACUUUCCCCAAACGACAAGAUUACACAUGCCCUACAUACACCAGCAUGUCAACCACCGAAGACCAUCUGCCAAUGUCUCACCUUCGAAAGCGGAAGCGACGUCGACAGGACAAAACUUCAAUUACUGCCAGAUUGGUCUUGGAUGACCAUAUAAAGGGCGAUGUGGGCAUCCUCUCCGAGGAUCUAUAUGCCGAUUUGUUUCCUGCAGCUGCUCAAGGUGCGAUGCGAUACGAUGCGGGGUUUGACCUUUGUUUGGGAGGCGUGUAACUGAUAUUUCUGUUCUAAUAGCUGAAGAGGAUGGCACUCCCGGUCCCGAGUUAUUACAUGUAGCUCUAUCCCCAUGGUGCCCAUCCACCGCUGUCGAAGAUUCCACUUGGACCGUGGUGGCAGUCCGGUCUUCUAGUGCACUCGCCCAUUCGACCGUUCAGUUCUCCCCGUCUUCUUUGGCCCUGCAAGGGUUUGCAGAAGCUCUGCAGAAAGUUGCUCCUUCGAAACUAUCGAGUCACAGUCGGAGUGGCAUAGAAAUAAGGAUUCUGGAUGUGAUACCUCUGCCAUUGGAUGUUGUAUUUGUGACCAUUGAGGCAGAACUUGCGCAGCGGCUGGAAAAUGGAGAGGGCAUCUUCCAUGGCGAACAUGCCCGAACGAAUGGCAAAUCCGUGGGCAAGCUGAGUUCUGUCGUACCUGAAGAUAGGUUGACAUCGGCUAUUCGGGAGGCCUUGGGGUCUUUGAAGAUAGUUCAUACUGGCGAUUUCUUCUCGCUGCCACUCCCCCCGCACUCCGUUACACAUGUAUCACCUCCACCCGCACAAGUUUCUCUCUGUGAGCCUGUCGGCCAGGGCUAUUUAUCCCCAAUGAGCAAGAUAAUCAUUACCCAAACUGGUCAUCAUUCUAAACAAGCCCGGAAGCAUCAAUCACUGACCGUAAAUAAAGCAUUGAACUCCGUGGGAGAAGAUGACGACGAUACUUCCACAGACCAAUUCUAUUCAGCAGCAGAGGACCGUUAUAAGACAGACACGGCAAUCGAAGACGAUGAUGAAUCCGCCACGGAGACGGAAGAUGAUAUAUCGGAUGCUGAUAGUGGCAGUAUAUCAGAUGACUCCAUGGAUGAUUUGAUUUCGCUACAGGUUCCAACGCUACCCGCUCACAAUGCGAGCGGAAUCUCGACUGUACAGGCAGGAACGCCACGUACACUAGGGAGAAGCACUAACGGUAUAAGCACUCCUGGGUCUGUGUUCUCUUCCUUUACUGCUACGACUGCUCGUGCUGGGGGACAAAAAGGAAGAUUGUUCAGAGCACAGGGACUGAUGAAACCAUUGCCAGAAGUACUUCUUCAUCCAAAACCAAGUGCUGGGGACGACAAUGAGGCUCGGGUAUUCGUUGAUGUAAAUUCCCUGACAAAAAUAGGUUGUUUCUCUGGUGACUGGGUUCGACUCGAGGUAGCUGCUGAGCCGCCUUCUAAUGGAUCUGGUCUCUGGGGUCUAGGGAGCUUUGGAAAUAACGAACCAGAGGAUCCAGUUUGGCGUCCUGUAAAAGUCUUUGGCUUACCAGAAGGGUAUUCUCAGCGACCAAUAACCAAAAUUCCAAGUAACAAAAAAGGAGAAAGGCGUUUAUCAUUCUUUGAAUCGCAAAUCCAAAAGCCCUCUAGCCCAACUGUAUAUCUCUCGCCAAUAUUGCUAGCGAAUAUGGAGAAUACGCCAUACUGUCGACUUUCGCCCCUAAAAAGAACUCCGCAGCUUGGAAGGCCUUCACUUUCCAAGAUCACAAACUCGUCCCGUCCACCUUUCCUGCAGGAAAUGAAAUUAAUCAAAAUCAACACACCGACUUCAACGGAAAGGACUUUACAAAAUAUACUUUUCACAAAUUUAAAAAGCCAUUUCGGCGAUCGCACCCGGAUUGUGCGAAAGGACGAUCUUAUAGCAAUCCCCAUCGAUGAGGAGCUUGGUCGCAUAUUACACCAGACAUCCGCAAGUGAUGAUCUGGAGGUUGAUGAGUUAUUAUCAAAUGUGUCUCUAUCUGGUCCACAAAAUGCCUCUUCUACUAAGCCCACAGCUGUGGGAUGGUUCAAAAUAGCAUACAUUGGAGUAUCCAAAGAGGAGGAGGAACCCGCGGACGAGGAAGAUGUUUGGGGGGGCGCAGCUUCUGUUGAUGGUCCAUCAACUCAUAUUUUGCAGUCUGGCAGUGAAAAUAGUCGAGUGCCUUCGACAAUAGAAAACACAUGGGAAUACUACUUGGGGUUGAAAUCUCUACCAAAGCUGGAUAUUCUUUCUAAUGCAUUGCCGGAGCCGAGAAAAGUCCAGAUCACAUCACUUCAGCGAAGGUUGCGAGAAUUGAUCGCGGCAGCAACAAGCCCUCGAGCGAUACACCUGCAGCAGAAACCUUUGGCAAUUCUCCUAGUCUCAACACAGCGCAAUAUUGGGAAAUCAACACUGGCCACCAGGGCAUGUUCCGAUAUUGGUCUUCACACCUUCAGUAUCGAUUCUUAUGAUAUCCUUACUGAAGGGGGGGCUGGUAGCGAUGUUAAGACUGUCGCAUAUCUCAAGUCUCGUGCGGACAAAGCAAUGCAUUGUGGGCCCGAGUAUUGUGCACUAUUGAUUCGCCAUAUCGAGGCUCUUACUGCGGAUAGAAUUAUAGUAACCCUGUCUGAAAUAUUGUCCGGACUUAGAGUACUCAUUGCAACCACUACGGAUGUUGACAAGAUCCCUGAUGGUGUUCGGGGCCUCUUUACCCAUGAGUUGGAGAUGUCUGCUCCCGAUGAAUGGGAAAGAGAGGGUAUCCUUAGAAGUAUUGUCGAGGACCAGGCAGUUCCUCUGGCCCCAGAGGUUGACCUGAGUUCUGUAGCUGUUAAGACUGCUGCUCUUGUUGCUGGUGAUCUAUUUGAUGUGGUUGACCGUGCAAUUGUUGCUCGCAAUUCACGUCUCGAGGAAUUAUCGUUAAAAAGUUCCGAUGCACAAACCAGAGUCACCGUCCGAGAUCUUUUAGUCGCUGGUGGACCAGCAGGGCGUUGUCUAACCAAGGUUGACUUUGAUCUUGCGGUCGAUGCUGCCCGCAAGAAUUUUGCAGACGCGAUUGGUGCCCCCAAGAUCCCAAGUGUCGGUUGGGACGAUGUUGGCGGUCUUACAAAUGUCAAAGAUGCAGUCAUGGAGACCAUUCAACUGCCACUUGAGCACCCGGAGCUCUUUGCCAAGGGUAUGAAGAAGAGGUCUGGAAUUCUAUUCUAUGGACCUCCAGGUACUGGUAAAACACUUCUCGCGAAGGCCAUCGCGACGGAAUUCAGUUUGAACUUCUUCAGUGUUAAAGGUCCGGAAUUGCUGAAUAUGUAUAUUGGUGAGUCCGAGGCCAAUGUGCGACGAGUGUUCCAAAGAGCAAGAGAUGCGCGACCCUGUGUAGUGUUUUUUGACGAAUUGGACUCGGUGGCCCCUAAAAGAGGUAACCAAGGUGAUAGCGGUGGUGUUAUGGAUCGCAUUGUAUCUCAACUUUUGGCAGAAUUGGACGGUAUGUCUGAUGGAGAAGAUGGCGGAGGUGGCGUUUUCGUGAUUGGUGCGACGAACAGACCUGAUCUGCUAGACGCCGCAUUAUUGAGACCGGGUCGGUUUGACAAGAUGCUUUAUUUGGGAGUCAGUGAUACGCAUGAGAAGCAGUUGACUAUUAUGGAGGCUUUGACUAGAAAGUACGUGCCUUUUUUACCAAGUCGUUUGAGAUUCACGGACUAAUAAAACGAUAGGUUUACACUCCACCCUCAACUCUCUCUCCAACGCGUCGCUUCCCGUCUCCCAUAUACCUACACCGGAGCAGACUUUUACGCCCUCUGCUCCGACGCAAUGCUCAAAGCAGUCACUAGACAAGCCUCUCUCGUUGACGCUAAGAUUGCGGGUAUCAACGCAAACGCCGGGAGGAACCAACCUAAAAUUUCCACCGCGUAUUUCUUCGAUCAUUACGCGACAAAGGAGGAUGUCGAUGUUGUAGUUACCGAAGAGGACUUUAUAAAUGCGGAGCGCGAGCUGGUUCCUAGUGUUAGCUUUGGGGAGUUGGAACAUUAUCAGAAGGUUCGGGCUAUGUUUGAGAAGGUUGCUGAUGAGCCGAAAGAGAAUGGAGAUGGAUCUGUUAAUGGGACGCCGAAUGGAAAGGGGAAAGGGAAGGGGAAAGAGAGGGUCGUUGUGGAUAGAAAGGGGAAGGCGGUUGAUAUGGGGGAGAAUGACGAUUAGGGGAUUUGUAUUGAAUAGAGAGGUUCUGGUGCCGAAAAACAGUGGCAAAAACAGUGGUAAGGUUAUGCCAAGAAGUGGACAAUAUCCGAGCGAUAUCUGACCAUAUUCCUGCAAAACACGUCGCCACUAUUCGAAGUUUAUUUAGAGGCUCAAGAGUAAAUAGUACUAUUCGAAGUUUAUCCACGAAAUAACAGUGAAACCCCCACUUUUCAGUCCUC